Messenger RNA from Nematostella vectensis (starlet sea anemone), 1521 nucleotides. RefSeq lists its product as uncharacterized. The record is from RefSeq and is a predicted model, not a curated record. The transcript is spliced from 2 exons. The coding region runs from base 144 to 1097 and encodes 317 amino acids. NCBI's taxonomy places the organism in Eukaryota, Metazoa, Cnidaria, Anthozoa, Actiniaria, Edwardsiidae.
GCCUCUUGUUAGUUUUGGAGGCAGCUGAAUUUGCGGUGCAGUUUUUAGCGGGUUCUAAAACUCCACGCAAGAAAAAUAUUUUCUCUAAGCUUAAAGCUUGAUUUUGCUAAAUAGACGACUGUUUUGGUCUAUGAGAAGAGGGGAUGGGGAGUAAUAGCCGAGCAAUAGGAGUUGUUCUGUUUUCAAUAGCAUUUGUUGCUAUAGCUAUUGAAGCCUCGUCGGUAACUCAUCGUGAUCAAAUAGCCAAAGACAUGCACUCGGGAAAGGCCCGGCCACCCGUCGGACUCGUGACGCGUUCGGGAAAGGCUCGCGGAAUCACCCAGGAUCAGCAUUCCGAUAAUGACCACCCGUGUUACGAGACUUGGGAGAAUGUAACUGUCCCCACCCCUAACGGAUUAGUGUUUUGCUCGGUUCCGUCGGAUCAUCAGUUAGAGGAAAAGCUUAAGACAGUCGGGGGAUACAACAGGCACUAUGUUGCGAUCACCGAGGCCGAAGCACAGAACUUCGAAAACCUCCUAACGCCGAAACCAACUCCUACGCCCGCGCCAAACACCCACAGGACAGGGCACCCGGUGUUCCGCCGGCGACCUUGGUACAAUGGAAAGAAGCGGAGUGCUGCAUCAUGGGAAGAAGACGACAAAGAAGACGCGGUUACCAAGGUGCUAAAGGGUGACGAUGAGGUCGACGUAUCGAAUGCCGAGAUUUCAAAGCGCGCCGAGGCCACUGAAGGUAUAAUCAGUUCUAAGAAAAUAAGCUGUAUCACAAGAGGCCAAGAGAGCAAAUUUCCCGGCUACAAGCACCUUUGUGAUGUAUGUCAGCGGCAGAGCGAGCUUUCGAUUGGUCGCUUCCCGCGUUACCUGAACGAGAUCACCUGCGAGUCCGCGAGCGGUAGUGGUCCGGUCAGCGGUGUAUCGUCCUGUCAUAUCGGCAUAGGCAAGUGCUUUCAAGGUUAUAUGCUGAUUGAUCUGCUGUCCCGAACGGAGAAGUACGAGCCCUUGGAGCCGUCUCCUGUAGCCGGUGCUACGGCCUACGUACAGGUGUGGGAGCCGUACACACAGAAAAUACGAAGUUGCUGUGACUGCCGCUCUUUUUACUAAGGGAAAAGCCUGCUUUACUUUUUAAUUGGAGAAACCUACACAUAUAGGGCUCUUACUUUGCAUGAACUUAUCUAAGCUAUCUUUAGGAUAUUAAUUAGGCUGUAAAAAUUUGCUUCCUAGAAUAUAAUGGACACGAAGCCUCUCCAAAAUGUAUACAGAUGGUGCAAAGUAUAAGCAUCUAGUUCGGUCAGAUACUCCUUUUGAGUGUCAAGGGAUCCUAACCUGGCUUAGCUCUUGUUCUUAUUUCUAGGUUUUAUUUAAGUUUUCUCUUGUGUGACAACUGGAGUCUAGGAAUGAGCGCGCCUCUCGCGCUUACACUCUAGGGGCACUUGGCGACGACAUGUUCAAAGCAGAUUCCUCGCAAAAUAGUACUGCUAUCAUAGUGUUUUCUAAUUGAUAAAUAAAUAGGAUGUGUGAUUGCUCA